CAGCCAGCAUCUAGCAACCUGUACAUAUCCUCAAGGUUUGCAUUCUGCAUGUUUCCCACUGAAGUCGACGGCCGGGCAACGCAAGCAUGGCUGAUGCUGGUCCUUCGGAGGGCAUAAAAUCUGACAGUACGGAUGAUCAUGUGCAAGCAACUUCACAAAAAGUCGACCUCUCUGGGGACGUGGACGACCAGCAAGACGAAGAACUUGAUGAUCUUCUUGACAGUGCCCUGAAAGAUUUCGAAAAUGCUCCUCCAAGCCUUGGGAAGAAAGGAGAGAAGAAAAAGGACACAAACUGCUUGAACACUGGUACGUCAUCUGCAGAAGAUCACCCAUGGACAGCAGAGUUUGGCCAGUUUGCUGAUGUUAUGAACUCGUACUUGGAUCAAGAUCCUGAGUUAAAGGAACAGUUCAGCAAAAUUGCAGCUACAGCUAAUCGUGCAGCAACAGCCACAACAGACGAAGAAUUUGCAGCAACGUUAAAUGAGACAAUGAAGAGUAUAUCAGACACAGCUGCUUCUCUUGGUGAUCCUCCAUCACAAGACGAGUUGUCCACCCUUAUGGGAUCCUUAAACGUGGAUGGAUGCGGCAUCUCAGAAAAUGGACCAAUGGCAGGAAUGCCAGGCAUUGUGUCUAUGAUGCAGAACAUGAUGCAGAACCUACUUUCAAAGGAAAUGCUAUAUCCAGCACUGAGAGACAUUGUUGAUAAGUAUCCCGACUGGUUAGCAGAGAAAAGGCCUUCGCUUACGUCCCAAGAUUAUGAUCGCUUCAACAAACAGUACGAACUAAUGAAGCAGGUCUGUGAAGAGUUUGAGGCUGAGCAACCGAGCGAUGCCCCAGAAGUGAAAAAAGCAAGAUUUGAGCGUGUGUUGAAUUUUAUGCAAAAGAUGCAAGAAUGUGGACAACCUCCAAAAGAACUAGUAGAAAUUCAUCUGGAUUUCAUUUCAGAGCCCAGAACUUGCAAUGGGGGAAGCAGGCAACUUUCGUGUCCCUGGAAUGCCAGAGCAGUGCUGUCUCAUGUAGCAUAACCCACCUGUGUAGGAGUCUUGGAGCCAUUUGCUUGGCAGUUUACGAACAAAGGUUCACAUGAAAUUAAACAGAUGUUUUGCCUCUAGUGCAUUGCACCUUGAGGUUUUUGUAUGGAACUCAUAGUCUUUGGUUGUGGAAAGUAUUUACAAGACGCAUAGGUAUGUAUGUACUUCUUAGGAGCUGUGCUCCCUGUUGUUCUGUUGGGUAACUUUUAUAAAUUAAAGAUGUGCAUGUAAAUACAUUAUGUACACUGAGAAGUGGUACACUGACGCUGACUGGAAUAAAAGGCCUUCAUAUUCA
Molecule: messenger RNA, 1326 nt
Organism: Ornithodoros turicata
Lineage: Eukaryota; Metazoa; Arthropoda; Arachnida; Ixodida; Argasidae
Gene: Pex19
Product: peroxisomal biogenesis factor 19-like
Exons: 8
Coding region: 87-1025 (312 amino acids)
Biological process (GO): protein import into peroxisome membrane
Cellular component (GO): peroxisomal membrane; peroxisome
Source: RefSeq, a predicted model, not a curated record